Messenger RNA from Aspergillus udagawae, 3591 nucleotides. RefSeq lists its product as uncharacterized. Bases 1 to 3591 code for a protein of 1196 amino acids. Lineage: Eukaryota; Fungi; Ascomycota; Eurotiomycetes; Eurotiales; Aspergillaceae. The transcript has 8 exons. The record is from RefSeq and is a predicted model, not a curated record.
AUGUUUCUCCAUUCUAGUAUUCAACUGAUACUCCUGGCUUUGACUCACGUGGCAUACUCCAUUUCCCUCAAAGGCCAAAUAGUCGAAUUAAAUGGAAUUUCAUUUUACCUCCCACCAAAGGUUCUUGGUACAUUCGGCUUCAAUGACAAUCCAGUUGUCGCGAAGUUGACGGAACCUUUGUAUCCUAUCACCUUCAUAGACACCGCUGGCGGCAAUAGUUCUCUGGAUGCAAUUGUUGCGGGUUAUCAAUCGUUGGAUGAUGUUUUCAAUAUCGGGUUUUUGCAGGCGGCUAAACUGACCGGCUGUCAAGUCAUUUUCCACAAUGGGCACUCAAAUGACGGUAUUCAGGACUUUCAGACGGCCAAGUCAAAAUAUGGAGUUGAAGCCAUAUUGCCAUACCCGGUUGAUGCCUCUAACCCGCCCCUUCCUCCUGGGCCAUAUUUCUGGUCUCCAGCAUCAGGAAUAAUAAACGCCGCUUAUCGACUCUAUCCAGACGAGCAAGGGGCCUUUACGCAAGGCCUAAUACCCUCGGGGAAUGGCGCUUACGAUGUGAUCCCUGCCGCUGUACCAGGAGCCGGGUCGAUGACCAUCGGGGUACCGUCAAGGCUGUAUUCCACGAAGGACCCGGCAAAGCCACUAGCAGGUGUACGUCUUGGAGUGAAGGACAUCUUCGAUGUUGCUGGCAUCAAGUCCAGUGGCGGAAAUAGGGCUUACUAUCAACUGUCUCCUCCCGCGAAUGAGACAGCCCCCGCCAUCCAGAAGCUAAUCGAUGCUGGAGCUGUUUUGAUUGGAAAAAUGAAGACCAGUCAAUUCGCGAAUGGAGAGUGGGCCACGGUUGAUUACCAUGCUCCAUUCAACCCACGAGGAGAUGGUUAUCAAGAUCCGGGAAGUUCCAGCAGUGGUCCGGCAGCUGGAGUGGCGUCAUACGACUGGCUCGACCUGGCCGUAGGAACAGACACUGGAGGCUCCAUACGUGUUCCUGCUGGGGUGAAUGGUGUGUACGGAAUCCGGCCUUCGCAUGAUUCAGCUUUGCUGAAAGGGAUCAUACCUCUCUCGCCCGAGAUGGAUACAGUUGGAAUUCUAACCCGAAACACAACGCUAUGGAAAGAAGCUUCGAAAGUACUCUACGGCGGCCUCGGAGCUGACGCCACUCUGCCACGAAAACUAUACCUAGUUGACUUUCCCACUAACCGAUCGAGCCAAAGCGAUAAUAUUCUCUUGGAUUUUACUGAAUCACUUGCAGAUAUUCUCCACACAACUGCCGAACACUUUGAUACAGAAAAGCUAUGGAAUUCUACUGCCCCGAAGGAGGCAAAUGGUGCCAGACUUGUUGAUUUCGUUGGUGAUAUUUUCCCGCUGUUGACUGCAAAGCAGCAACUUCAGCUAGUGGGAAAGAAACUAUACGCUCACUAUAAAGAAGAGAAUGAAGGCAGGCUACCUUUUAUUGACCCAAGUCCCUCGAUCCGGUGGAACUGGGGAACAGAACAAGCAGACGCAUCUAUAGAUGAGGCCUUUCACAAUAUGAGUAUCUUUACCAGCUGGUGGCACUCUCAUGGGCAGGCAGGCGGCACAGAUUCAUGCUCUGAUUCUCUAUUUGUCUAUCCUCAAUCGACCGGAGAUACCAUGUAUCGAGAUGGCCCAUACCCAAUUGAUGCACCAGGAAUCCCGUCGGGCUUUGGAAUCGAUCGUGUUCCUUCAUUCGUAGGUUCGCCUGAUUUCGCAUUGCCAAUCUGGAACACGUUGUAUGGCCUCCAGUCAGGAGAAGAUCUGCAUCAAGCAGAGAUCACGAAUGCCAACGGUACGACCAAACCUUUAGUCCCACGGACUGUCACUAGCGAUCAGCGCGACUCGGCCGUGGCCGCCGUCAAGAAGCUGCUAGAAAUCAAAGACAAACUCCCAAGCGAUGGAUCCAAACAGCGGAAACCCCUGCCCAUGCCUCCGGGCAGCCCCGAACGUCAUCUGGUGACUGGCAAAACGAAGCCUUCAACAGAGGAAUCAUGGAAUGAGGUCAAACUGUUCUGGGGGGACCUGGUGCGAUGGAUAAAGAAGGCGUGGAAUUACGUCGACUCAAUAUUCUUCGGCUUCGAGGACCACGCCUGGCACUUCUUCGUCGAGGCGGGGGGGUACUUGUACAGAGCAAUUAUCGACAGCAUUCCCGCGGUGGCAGGAGUGGUCAAAUAUGUCUUCCAGUGGAUUCAAGUGAAAUAUGACGAUGCGGUCAAGUAUCUUGGUUUCGUUUUUGACUGGAAUGAUAUCCUGCGCACACACAACGUGAUCAAGAACUUCCUCCGGCUGGCGGCAGAUCGAGUCGUCACGGAGAUCGACCAGGUGGAACAGUAUGUCAAGAAAACGUUCGAGGGGCUCGAAGAGAAGAUUAGUGAAUGGGGUUCAAUCCCCAGUGACAGCGGGACAGUGGGCCAGCACGAGAGUACGCGGGACCAGGAUUUCAGCCAUACCUACCCGCAGUCCAACUGGGCGUCGUAUCAUGCAUCCUCCAAUCUCAUGAAUGCCGAUACCCCGUAUAGCAUGCCCGACCAGUGGUCAAAGGAUCUCGAGGACGCGCUGAACAACCUCUCUGCUCUCCUGCAAGACGAGGAAACUGACGUCCGGGCCAUGGUCAAGGAGGUGAAGGAUAGCAUCAUCGAGUCGUAUUCGACGCUCACCGUCACCCAGAUUGUGGAGAAACUCGCGGCGAUCGUGGGGAAUUUCCUUGUGGAGUCGGCUGAGAACGGUAUCCUCGCGCUGCUCGUAGUCCUGAAGCUCAUAGCCCGCGAGGCCGUCGAUCUCCUCGAUGCCCCCUUGAAUAUCCCCAUCCUCACUCCCACUUAUCAGUCCCUUACCGGCGGAAGCCCCUUUACUUUUCUUGACAUGACUUGUUUGCUUUGCGCAAUACCAGUAACCGUCAUGUAUAAAGAUAUGGCAAACACAACCGCCUUCCCAGACGAUGACCUGACGCUGCAAUUAAUCACCGCCCCAACGUGGGAUAGUCUCAUCAACGUGAUCCAAUCGGGCAUCACACCGGAACAGCCACGGAAGGCAUGGAAGAAAUUAAUGCACAAGCAGGCUGAUGGCAGACUCCGUCCUUCCCCAUCCGACGAUAUCGCUAACAGAUUUGUUGUGGUCGCCAACCUCACGGCCGCCGGAGCCGCGUCCCUUUACAUCCUCACGAGCAAAGUCAAAAGCGAGAUUCCCGCUGAGGAGGAACCCCCCCGAUUUCUGCGCUACAUGAACACAGCUAUGUACCUCGGAUACAUCAUGCCAGACAUUGUGGUAUCGGAUUGGAACCCUAGCUGGGACAAGGAUGUCAACUGGAGCAUCACAGCCGUCAGCUUCCUGAAAACGUUGGCUGAUAACUCAGAUACCUUAAACAGUAACAAGGUUCGAAGCAGCCUCUGGUCCACGACCGUAUCUCCAUUGCUUGAGGUCGUCAUUAAUGGCGUUUGGCUUGUUCCUACCAUCUACGAGCUGUGGCAAAACCACAGCAAACCACAGGAUUACGUUGGAGCGGCAGGGAAUAUCUGCUUCGACCUAGGCGGGAUGGCGAGCGUGUUCAUGUCUUUGCCCGACCCCAAUGACAAGUUGUUGGUUUAA